AUGAACGGCGAGGAGCAGUACUACGCGGCCACCACCCAGCUUUACAAGGACCCGUGCGCCUUCCAAAGGGUUCCCGGGCCCGAGUUCAGCUCCAGCCCCCCUGCGUGUCUGUACAUGGGGCGCCAGCCGCCGCCGCCGCCACCCCCACCCCCGUUCGCCGGCGCCCUGGGGGCGCUGGAGCAGGGCAGCCCACCCGACAUCUCUCCCUACGAGGUGCCCCCCCUGGCCGACGACCCCGCCGCCCGGUCGCACCUGCACCACCACCUCCCAGCUCAGCUCGCGCUGCCGCACCCGCCCGCCGGGCCCUACCCGGAUGGCACCGAGCCCGGGAUUCUGGAAGAACCCAACCGGGUUCAGCUCCCGUUCCCGUGGAUGAAGUCCACCAAAGCUCACGCGUGGAAAGGCCAGUGGGGAGGCGGCGCGUACGCGGCGGAGCCCGAGGAGAACAAGCGGACGCGCACGGCCUACACGCGCGCGCAGCUGCUGGAGCUGGAGAAGGAGUUCCUCUUCAACAAGUACAUCUCCCGGCCGCGCCGCGUGGAGCUGGCCGUGAUGCUGAACUUGACCGAGAGGCACAUCAAGAUCUGGUUCCAGAACCGCCGCAUGAAGUGGAAGAAGGAGGAGGGCAAGAAGAGCGGCGGCGGCGGCGGCGGCGCGGGCGGCACUGUCACCGGGGGCGGCAGGGGCGCGGAACCCGAGCAGGACUGCGCCGUGACCUCAGGCGAGGAACUGCUGGCUUUGCCCCCACCGCCACCUCUCGGGGGUGCUGUGCCCCCCAGCGGCCCCUCGGCUGCCCGCGAGGGUCGCCUGCCGCCCGGCCUUAGCGCAUCGCCGCAGCCCUCCAACGUGGCGCCCCGGCGGCCGCCGCAGGAACCUCGGUGA
Molecule: messenger RNA, 882 nt
Organism: Jaculus jaculus (lesser Egyptian jerboa)
Lineage: Eukaryota; Metazoa; Chordata; Mammalia; Rodentia; Dipodidae
Gene: Pdx1
Product: pancreatic and duodenal homeobox 1
Exons: 2
Coding region: 1-882 (293 amino acids)
Biological process (GO): regulation of transcription by RNA polymerase II; type B pancreatic cell differentiation
Cellular component (GO): nucleus
Molecular function (GO): DNA-binding transcription factor activity, RNA polymerase II-specific; RNA polymerase II cis-regulatory region sequence-specific DNA binding
Source: RefSeq, a predicted model, not a curated record